AUGAUGGUGAAAGAAAAAAAAGAAGGCAGAAAACAAGGCGACGUUGCCGCCCCAGUAGUGGGCAAACGCGCCCACACACACACACACGCUCAGCUGAUUGUGCCUCGUCCGUCAUGCCGACCCCCCUCACCGCCGCCUCCGCCACGCGAGGCAUGCACGCCUAUCGAUUCUGCAGGAAAACGGGUCUUAGAGCCCCGACAGACGACCUCGUGUGUGCGCAAAGACAACGACACAGCUGAGCUGGGUGCAGUUCUUUACGAGGGAAUUGCCGUGGCAACUGCCGCCCACACAAGCGUGAUAAAGACCGGCUUAGGCGUAGCUGAGACCAAUGAGUCGGGUGUACAAGAAACCACCAACAAUCGAAUCGCCCUGCGCGUCGUCACUUCACCCCAACUGUGGACCGUGCUGAUUCGACUGGUCACCCAGACUCCCGGUUGA
Molecule: messenger RNA, 438 nt
Organism: Mesocestoides corti
Lineage: Eukaryota; Metazoa; Platyhelminthes; Cestoda; Cyclophyllidea; Mesocestoididae
Source: the annotation of a GenBank genome assembly